AGCAAGCGAGCAGCCCUUUCCCCGCCUCCCUUUCCUUCCCCUCCCAUUGACUGAUUCGAGCCGUGCGCUUCCCACUUCCGCCCCCUCUGCCUGCCAUUGGAACUAGCGAAGCCGAACAAGUUGCGGCCGCCGAACGGCCGGCGCUCCCCUCCUCCUCCUCCUCUCCUCCUCUGCCUCUCUCCUUUCCUCUGCUUCCCCGGCCGCCGCCGCCGCCGCCCCGAGGCCUCGCGACCGCCGAGCCCGCAGCCCACGCCGCGGCCGACAUGAGCUUCUUCUUUGGUAGUCGCUCCUCUAAAACGUUUAAACCAAAGAAGAACAUUCCAGAGGGUUCUCACCAGUAUGAGCUCUUAAAGCAUGCAGAAGCCACACUUGGCAGUGGCAACCUCCGGAUGGCUGUCAUGCUUCCUGAGGGGGAAGAUCUAAAUGAGUGGGUUGCAGUGAACACUGUGGAUUUCUUCAAUCAGAUCAACAUGCUUUAUGGAACCAUCACAGAUUUCUGUACAGAGGAAAGUUGUCCGGUGAUGUCAGCUGGCCCAAAAUAUGAGUAUCAUUGGGCAGAUGGAACAAACAUAAAGAAGCCUAUUAAGUGCUCUGCGCCAAAGUAUAUUGAUUACCUGAUGACUUGGGUUCAGGACCAGUUGGAUGAUGAGACAUUAUUUCCAUCAAAAAUUGGUGUCCCAUUCCCGAAGAAUUUCAUGUCUGUGGCAAAAACUAUACUCAAACGCCUCUUCAGGGUUUAUGCUCAUAUUUAUCAUCAGCAUUUCGACCCUGUGAUCCAGCUUCAGGAGGAAGCGCAUCUCAAUACAUCUUUCAAGCACUUUAUCUUUUUUGUCCAGGAAUUCAACCUUAUUGAUAGAAGAGAACUUGCACCACUCCAAGAACUGAUUGAAAAACUCACCUCAAAGGACAGAUAAAAGGAUGCAGAGCUGUAUGAAUUGUUCCUCAAAUGACACUGUGUGGAGUGUAUUUGGAUUUUGUUGUAUUUUAUCUCAGUUGUUUUUGUCUUAGGUUUGGGGGGCUUAUUUGGGUUCCUUUUUCUUUAUUCUCAAUAAAUGAAACCAUAUUCAUAUUCUAUUGCUAGAGGAAGCCAAGAACCAUUAUUGAUAGGGGUAAAUAUUGCCUUAGUGGCAUAAAGUGUUUUCAUUUUUUUUUUUUACUUGGUUUUGGUUACUUGUGGAAUUUUUGAUAAUAUGGUGUGUUGAAAGAAAAUGCUUAUUGAUUGGACUGCUGAUGGAUGGGGGUUCUGUGUUGUGUAAAUUGUGGCUGAUUUUUGAAGUCCCUGAAAGACUUGUUUUUAAGUGCCUUGGCAGGCUCACUUCUGAGGUGCAAAGCACAGACAUAGAACUGAACAGGGCUUGAAACAAUAUUAGGAUCACCACCCAGGGCACUUACUGAUGCAUGUUUUAAAAUGUCUACGAUAAAAGCCAUAGUUUACCUAACUUGGUGAUUUCCAGCUUUUACUACAGUGAAAAAACACAAUUUGUAAAGGUGUGCAUGUAGAACAUAAAAAUUUAGUAUUUCUUAAUUAUUUUUGAUAUUGAUGGUAAUUGUGUUCAACAAAUGCUCAAAGUUCUACAAGCAGGUCUUUUUCCAUCUCUUGAUAUCUGUGAUAUUGAAACUUGAAGAUGUUGAAAUGUAGUACCUAUUGCAUUUUGGCUUGUUUCUACAUGUUAACUGCACUGUAGGUGUAAAAAUUCAGGUUGUAUAUAGGUUUGCCAUCUUCAGAGGUGAUACUGAACUGUGAGGUUUCUUAGCAAUUGCCAAAUGAGCCAUAAGUCUGCAGAAUCCCCUUCUACUUUGAAGAGGAGGGGAGAGGAGUGUGUGUUUGGUUGUGGGGGUAUUUGUAUGGGGAGUUAGGGAUGGGAUUAAGUAUGGGGAGUCAAGUUCAAGAAAGUCCUGUCUAAAACCCUUGAAUAGAAUGGCAUGAAGAUUUUAAUCAAUUUCUUGUAAACAAAGUCUUAGAGACUUCCUUUUAGGAAUCCACUUCCAUGAGAAGUUAAAAAUAAAUUAUUAAUUUUAGGUAUAGACAUUAAACAUGGAAUUUAAGGACUAUUUGGGGAAAUUCAUCACUUUCCAGCAUUUCCAUUCAGUGAAUGGAGCUGGUGUUUGCCUAUCAUUUUAAAAUGAUACAGUACCUUCUUUGCUUAUUAU
This is a messenger RNA of Ceratotherium simum simum (southern white rhinoceros), 2151 nucleotides long. RefSeq names its product MOB kinase activator 1B (gene MOB1B). NCBI's taxonomy places the organism in Eukaryota, Metazoa, Chordata, Mammalia, Perissodactyla, Rhinocerotidae. The record is from RefSeq and is a predicted model, not a curated record.